UGACAGAUAAAACAUUUGCUAAAACUACCCUCCAAUGCUAUUUCUUAAUCAAUUUAAAAAUAACUUUAAAAACAUCUAUGUAAGAGAAAGGUAGUGAUUGUGUUUUUUAUUUCUUCACAGUGAAAAGGGUAGUGGGAUUUUUUUCAAUUGAAAUUCAUAUUCUUUUUGGCAGGGUAUACUUCUGUUUUGGCUAACAACUAUUAUACCACAAGCAAGGCCGCCUCCUUGCACUGAAUUUAACAUCAUUUGCCCUUCUGCAACAACUCUGCAGCUUCUUUUAUACCUCUCCUUUAUCCUUAUAUCCAUUGGUGAAGGAGGAGUAAAAGCUUCUUCCUUGGCAUUUGGAGUUGAUCAGUUAAAGAAUAUCCGAAAUGAUGGGAGAGCAAUGGAAAGCUUCUUUGGCUGUUAUUAUGUUGUUAAAACGGUAUCCCUUAUCAUUUCCUUGACUUGUUUGGUCUAUGUCCAAGAGAAAAUGGGAUGGGAAGUUGGUUUUGGAAUCCUUGCCUUGCUUAUGCUAUUUGCUACUAUUUUCAUCCUCUUGGGUUCUCCAUUCUAUGUGAGGUCAAAGCCCAAAGGAAGUUUAAUCACAGGAUUAGUUCAAGUGGUUGUUGCUUUUUACAGAAAGAGGAGCCUCAUGAUCUCAUCCAAUAAUGGAGGUCUUGUGACAUACCAUCAACAAGGUAACAUGAUAUGUCCUCCAAGUGAAACACUAAGGUUUCUGAAUAAGGCUUGCAUUAUAGAAGAUCCCCAACAAGACAUAAACCCAAAUGGGAAAGCAUCUGAUCCAUGGAGUCUUUGUACAGUAGAGCAAGUAGAGGAGCUUAAAGCAUGCCUUAAGGUAAUCCCAAUAUGGGCCACUGGAGUUGUAAUGAGCAUAAACUUCAACCAAGGCGCUUUCUCCACACUUCAAGCGACCACCAUGAACCGCCACAUUGGGUCAUCAUCUACUAGCUUUCAAAUCCCCACAGGCUCUAUCAGUCUCUUCUCAUACGCCUCGAUCAUAAUGUGGCUCGUGUUAGAUGAUCGAAUCAUUAGACGACGUCUCCGUUUCACCCCGAUGGCGAGAAUGGGGUCGGGGAUCUUGCUCUCUUUCAUUUCUGUUGUGGCAACAGCCUUGGUUGAGGCUUUCCGGCGGAACCUCGCUAUAAAGGAGGGAUUCUCCGAAACCCCCGGGGGCAUUGUAGAUAUGUCAGUUCUCUGGAUCAUACCACACUCGCUUAUCGGGGGGGUUGCAGAGGGAAUGAACGCUGUUGCUCAGAAUGAGUUUUACAUUUCAGAGUUCCCGCAAAGCAUGUGGAGCAUCGCUUCAAACUUUCUCGAGCUAGGGAUGGCAGUGGCGAGUAUGCUUGCGAGCUUUCUGAUGAGCAUCGUUAAUGAGGUCACUACAGGUUGGGAAGGUGGGAGCUGGAUAUCGAGCAACAUAAAUAAGGGUCACUAUGACUACUACAAUUGGGUGCUUGCUGGAUUGAGUGUGGUCAAUCUUCUGCUUUUCUUCUUCUGCAGUCGUGCAUAUGGCCCCUGCCGGGAAGAGAGGACGGUAAAGGGCGAUAUUGAUGUAGAGUCUUCAUGAACCCUCUAUUGCCUAGGAUGUUUUUUCUUUGUAAAGUCCAAAUAAAAACAUUACCACUAUAGCACAACUUUUUCUUUUUAGUUGAACUGCAUCAUUUUGAAACCCUGAUAUG
Molecule: messenger RNA, 1682 nt
Organism: Cuscuta epithymum
Lineage: Eukaryota; Viridiplantae; Streptophyta; Magnoliopsida; Solanales; Convolvulaceae
Source: the annotation of a GenBank genome assembly